This is a messenger RNA of Momordica charantia (bitter melon), 1928 nucleotides long. RefSeq names its product receptor-like cytoplasmic kinase 176. Gene Ontology annotation, molecular function: protein kinase activity; ATP binding. The record is from RefSeq and is a predicted model, not a curated record. Gene Ontology annotation, biological process: protein phosphorylation. Lineage: Eukaryota; Viridiplantae; Streptophyta; Magnoliopsida; Cucurbitales; Cucurbitaceae.
UUCUUGAUAGGAACGAAUAAAGCUGUUUCCCCAUAAAACCCCAAACAAGAAACCAAGCCACGCGCAUACUUCCAAAAUGUAUAGUUAACUUGAAGCCUUUCUUUCCAAGUUUUCAACCCCCCAGAAGUUUCUUCCUUCUCCUUUUGAAAAUUGAAUUCAAAUGGGGAUUGUUUGACAGCUUGGUCAAGGAAAAGCCUCUACCUUUCACACUUGCAAACACAGAACCAGUUCCCAUUCACGGGCUAAGGGCUAAGGCUAGGCUGGGCAGCCCCCCUUUUCGCUCAUUUCUCUCCCCUUCUGCUCCUAUUCCUAUUUUUUUCAGCUGUGGAGCUGCUCUGUCUCGGGCGAGAGCUUUCCUUUGAGCAUACGGUUGAUGGGGUCCUGCCUCAGUGCUAGGAUUAAAGCUGAGAGCCCUCUUCACAAUGGGUUGAACUCGAAAUAUGCAAGCAAAGAUGGAAACGAUAAAGGCAGUUCAACCAGCAAUUCCUUGUCUGCCUCGACCCCUCGGACUCCUCGAACAGAGGGCGAGAUCUUGCAGUCCUCCAACUUGAAAAACUUUACCUACAAUGAGCUUAAAACUGCCACCCGAAACUUCCGGCCAGAUAGUGUCCUGGGAGAGGGCGGUUUCGGUUCUGUCUUUAAGGGGUGGAUUGAUGAGCAGUCCUUUGCAGCUACCAAGCCUGGGACUGGCUUGGUCAUUGCAGUAAAAAGGCUGAACCAGGAAGGUUUCCAGGGUCACAGAGAAUGGCUGACAGAAAUUGACUAUCUGGGACAGCUGCAUCAUCCUAAUCUUGUGAGAUUGAUUGGCUUUUGCUUAGAGGAUGAACAUCGACUUCUCGUGUAUGAGUUUAUGCCCCGGGGUAGCCUGGAAAAUCAUUUAUUUAGGAGGAGUUCUAACUUUCAACCUCUAUCAUGGAGCCUCCGAAUGAAAGUUGCCCUCGGUGCCGCUAAAGGUCUAGCUUUUCUACAUAGCGAUGAAGCGAAAGUAAUCUACCGGGACUUCAAAAGCUCUAAUAUCUUGCUUGAUUCGAACUAUAAUGCGAAGCUCUCUGAUUUCGGAUUGGCCAAGGAUGGACCUUCAGGUGAUAGAAGCUAUGUUUCUACUAGGGUAAUGGGAACGUAUGGCUAUGCAGCUCCUGAAUAUAUGAUCACAGGUCAUCUAACUGCCAAGAGCGACAUAUAUAGUUUUGGAGUUGUUCUUCUCGAAAUCUUAUCGGGGAGACGAGCUAUAGACAAAAACCGACCAUCUGGAGAACACAACCUAGUGGAAUGGGCAAAGCCUUACCUCACUAGCAAAAGAAGAGUUCUCCAAAUGAUGGACGCACGUAUCGAAGGCCAGUAUUCUACGGGAGCAGCGCUGAAAGCAGCUAAACUUGCCAUUCAAUGCAUAUCCACCGUACCCAAGUUAAGGCCGAACAUGAACGCAGUGGUGAAAAUAUUGGAGCAGCUUCAGGAUUCCAGUGAAACCGGUGGGUCAAGGGGCCCUGUAAGCGAACCCCUUAAAAAUUAUAGUCAAGGCAGCAGUAGUGGCUCCACAAAUAACAAAGCUAUUUCAUAUCCUAGACCAUCUGCUUCUGUACUCAAUCUAUAGAAAAUGAGAUGAAAUAAAAGGUAAAGAUUGUGUUUGGAUAACACACUCAUGUUUGUACUAAAACACUGUAUAGUUGUUUCUUUGCUUAAUUUUUUCCCGAAUCUGUUUCUCCUUGUGUUUCCUGUUCUGACUCGAUAAGAAUAAGAUUGAAUUCCACUAAGACUAGGCAUCAGAAGUUUGAAACAACUUGUUCCAAACAUAAAGCUUUAACCAAAUGAAAAAGAUAUAGAGUUGAAUAUAGUGGAAAAGUUGAAAUGACAUCGGGUUUCUGCAUGUAACAGAACAGUGCUGUAAUUAUCAGAAAAAGUUGUUUAUGGGAAUGUAAUGAUUUUGUUCU